Molecule: messenger RNA, 1084 nt
Organism: Daktulosphaira vitifoliae (grape phylloxera)
Lineage: Eukaryota; Metazoa; Arthropoda; Insecta; Hemiptera; Phylloxeridae
Exons: 6
Coding region: 142-942 (266 amino acids)
Biological process (GO): inositol metabolic process; phosphatidylinositol phosphate biosynthetic process; signal transduction
Molecular function (GO): inositol monophosphate 1-phosphatase activity
Source: RefSeq, a predicted model, not a curated record
AUAACAGUAUAUUAUGUAAAAUUCACAAAAUAGUAAAGUAUUUGAGUUCCUUAACAUAAUUUAAUAAUCUAAUAACUAUAAGUACAUUCAUAAAUUAUUGAAUUUACUUGAGUAUAUAAUUGAUAAAUAUAUAAUUAAAAAAUGAAUGGUAUAGAUGAAUUUUAUAAAAAUGCCCUAGAUAUUGUGCAACAAGCUGGCAAGAUAUUGAAGCAUGGGUUUUAUAGUGCAAAAGACAUAUCAACCAAGUUAAAUGAAAACGAUUUUGUUACAGAAUAUGAUAAACUUAUUGAAAAAACCAUUAUUGAUAGCCUUCUUAAACUAUAUCCUAAUCAUAAAUUUAUUGCUGAGGAGAGUGCGGCUCAAAAUAUUUUGACAAAUGAACCUACAUGGAUACUUGAUCCAAUUGAUGGGACAACAAAUUUUAUAAAUAAAUUUCCAUUCUGUUGUAUUUCACUAGCAUUAGCUGUAGAAUAUGACCUUCAAAUUGGGAUAGUAUAUAAUCCAAUUUUAGAUCAAUUAUUCACUGCACAAAAAGGAAAAGGAGCAUUUAUGAAUAAUAACAAAAUACAUGUAAACAGUACUAAUGAUCUGAAAAAAGCUAUGGUUGGGUUUGAUAUAUAUUGUUCGGUAGAUGAACAAAUUAAGCAAUUUUUCUUAAAAAAAUGUGAAGAAAUAAUGAAAACUUGCAGAGGGAUUAGAUCUUUAGGUUCUGCAGCAAUGCAAUUAAGUUAUUUGGCAAUGGGAGCUAUAGAUGUUUGUCCAGAAAUGAGAUAUUUAAAAUGUUGGGAUGUUGUAGCUGGAAUUCUUUUAAUUCAAGAGGCUGGAGGUAUUGUAUUAGAUUCAGAAGGUAAAUUUAGGCAUAUAUACAAAAAUAUUAUGGAUGCAAAUAUUAUUCCUGCUUGUACAAGAAAAUUAGCUGAAGAUAUAAAAAAUUUAAAGUGAUUUUGAAAAAUUGAUAAAAAAGUAUUGUUUUAUACAUUUUAAGUCAUAUGUAAAUACUUAUAAAUAUGUAAUUAUAUAAACAUAUUUAUACAUAAAUACUCUAAAGACAUUAUUAAUUAUGUAAUAAAAGUUUAAAAUAUUA